Molecule: messenger RNA, 1444 nt
Organism: Lolium rigidum
Lineage: Eukaryota; Viridiplantae; Streptophyta; Magnoliopsida; Poales; Poaceae
Product: U-box domain-containing protein 4-like
Exons: 2
Coding region: 1-1083 (360 amino acids)
Cellular component (GO): nucleus; cytoplasm
Molecular function (GO): protein binding
Source: RefSeq, a predicted model, not a curated record
AUGGACUCGCCGGGCCCGUGCGGGGACCAGCUGCUCGCCUCGGCGGCGGCGGCGGAGCGGCCGUCCGAGCUGGCCGCGCUGCGGGCGCUGGUGGACCGGGUGCGCGCAGGGGAGGUGGAGGCGGCCCGCGAGGUGCGGCGCCUCACGCGGGCAUCCGCCAGGCACCGCCGGAAGCUCGCCGCCGCGGUCGAGCCCCUCGUCGCCAUGCUCCGCUCCGGCGCGCCCGACGCCGGCGAGGCCGCGCUCCUCGCGCUGCUCAACCUCGCAGUCAGGGACGAGAGGAAUAAGAUCAAAAUACUUGAUGCUGGUGCGCUUGAGCCGCUGCUUGAUUACUUGCAGUCAAGCGAUCUAAACCUACAAGAGUAUGCAACUGCUGCUAUCCUUACGCUCUCAGCCUCAUCUACAAAUAAGCCGCUGAUAAGUGCAUCAGGAGCAAUCCCUCUCCUUGUAAAGGUCCUCAAAGAGGGGAAUCCACAAGCAAAGAACGAUGCGGUGAUGGCUCUUUACAACCUCUCCACGAUUGCAGAUAACCUUCAAGCCAUACUUUCUGUCCAACCUAUUCCCCCUUUGAUAGAGCUAAUGAGGGGUGGCAAGAGGUCUUCCAAGACAGCUGACAAGUGCUGCGCGCUUUUGGAAUCAUUGCUUGCCUUCGAUCAAGGCCGAGUGGCCCUAACUUCUGAAGAAGGUGGAGUGCUCACCAUCGUGGAGGUACUCGAGGAAGGCUCCCUUCAAGGUAGAGAGCACGCCGUGGGAGCACUCCUAACAAUGUGUGAGAGCGACCGGAAUAAAUACAGAGAUCCCAUCCUAAAUGAAGGAGCGAUCCCUGGCCUUCUGGAGCUCACAGCGCAUGGCACUCCCAAGUCUAGAGUCAAGGCUCAUGCUCUUCUGGACUUACUGCGGAACUCACCUUACUCAAGGUCGAAGAUGCAGCCAAACACGCUAGAGAACAUCGUAAGCAACAUUGCGUCUCAAAUAGAUGGGGAGGACCGUGGUGGGAAGGCUAAGAAGAUGCUCGCGGAGAUGGUGAAGGUCAGCAUGGAGCAGAGCCUGAGGCACUUGCAGCGCCGGGCUUCCUUCGCUUGAUGUUGCUUGCUUGCUCAGGUGACCACCACCCUGUUUUGCGAUGGAAGUAGAAGAGAUAGUGGGAAUAACGAGAUUGCUGGAGAUGCCGGUCCAGGCCUCGACAGGACCGAGUGACUGGUGUAAGCGCUCAUAUACUUAAAGCUCUUGACAUAGUUCCCAUUUUCCGUUUCGAUCUUGCGUGUUGUUUUGAAAGAGAAAGGACACAUUUUCUUCCUGUUAUUGUUUCCCUGUCCCUUGUUCUGUGCAUAUAUCAAAAGCAAAAGAGUAGAAAGAGGAAAAGACAAAAAAAAGAGGCAUAUCUCCUUUGAGGAAAGGAUUGUACAUGAUAUAAAGUAAAGAUCCCUUUCUUCAUGCCUGAAAA